Molecule: messenger RNA, 3462 nt
Organism: Saccostrea cuccullata (small rock oyster)
Lineage: Eukaryota; Metazoa; Mollusca; Bivalvia; Ostreida; Ostreidae
Product: targeting protein for Xklp2 homolog
Exons: 15
Coding region: 1-2403 (800 amino acids)
Biological process (GO): activation of protein kinase activity; regulation of mitotic spindle organization
Cellular component (GO): microtubule; spindle
Source: RefSeq, a predicted model, not a curated record
AUGGAUGAAAAGGUGGAACCACAGCACACAUUUUUCAACAACGUGUCCAUGGACAUUCUUGGGGAUGAUGUGUGGGAGUAUAAUGCCCCACAGUAUGUUGAUUUUGCAGCCGGUGAAGAUGAUCCCAAUGCAGACGCAUGGUUUGAUCAGCAAAAUGAACAAGGCAAGAAACCAACACUUAAAGAGGAUGUUUGUGCCACACCCCCUGUUGAGAAUCGCAGAUUAACAAGAUCCAUGUGUGCCACUCCUCAAAAUGAAAAUAACUUACCAGAAGCAACAGAAAAGAAAAAUACACCAGCCAAAAAGUUAGAUACUCCAUCAAGGAUUAUUGUUACAAAAACUGGUGCAUCAAAAACCACAGACAAUAACAGUGAUGGAUUGAAAACCACAGACAAUAACAAAAAAAAACCUGCCAUGCCACUAAAACAAGCACCAGAGUCCAAGACCACACCAGACACAAGGGGAAGAUCACGAUCACUCAAGCGAACCAAUUCAAUGAGAGUGGUCAAUCCCAUCGAGGCUCACAAGAGGAGAUCAGCUGAUCCAGUGCGGGUUCCCGUGGUGCCUCCAGCAGAAAAACCACUAGCAGAAAAGACAGUGUCUAAUCCUCUUAUCAACAAAGCUAAAGCAAUGAUCAGAAGGAGUGCUUCACGGGUACAGGAUGGUCCCAAGGAACCGCGAGAACGUACCCGUUCUAUUGAUGGCACUGUCCGUGCCAGAACACGUUCUACAACCCCCAGCGUUACCUGUAACAAUACCUCACAAAAUGAUGCUGCAGCACCCACCUCCAAGAUGCCAAAACUAACUGUACCCACAACUCCAACUUUCAUGAGGAGAAAGCCUAUUGGAAAGACUGAAAAAGCCAAAACUACUGAAGAGAAACAACUGGAAGAAAUUGCCAACAUUAAAGCGGAAUUCAACAAGAGGAAGAAAAUGACACAGAAAUCAUAUCAAACGGCCAUGAAGUCUACAGGUGUUGCACCUGUGCAUUCCAAGGUGGAACCCACAAAACCAGAGCCCAUCCACUUUGAGACUGACAGGCGCAUCAAAUCUCACCCCACCCACAACAACAGUGCUGAUAAAAAGGUGGAUUUCGUCCGCAUUCUCAGGUCAAACUCCAGGGGAAGAUCACCAGCUCCUGCAGAAAGAUUGCCCACAAAACCCCAGCCAUUUAAGCUCUCUGAGGGAAGAAAAAGAAAAGCAGAGACUGAUUCAGAAACUUAUAAAACUAUGGCAGAACAGCUGGUUACCUUCCAUAAACAAACGCCUGAUAGAUUUCAUUCUCACUCCAAAAAAGUUCCAGAGAGAACAAAGAGUCUCCAUUGUCGUUCUCCUGUGUCUGGACUUACUGUGCCAAAAACCCCUAACUUUGAGUCUACAACCCGCUCUCGUCCUGUACAUGUACCCAGUCAGAGGGACCUAGAGGAAAAAGAGAUCGAGGAAAUGAAAAACGUAACACAGAAUUUACACUGUCAUGACUUUUUGCAUUCUGGUGUGAAAAAGGUGGUUCCAAAGCCUGUUACCAAGUUUGAGGAGUUUGAAUUUGAAGGGGGCAGAAGACCUCACAACAACAGCAUGAAAAGAGACAAAGAGGAGAAAUACGAAUUCCACGCUCAGCCUGCUCCAAAGAAAAUCUUAGAGGGGCCGGUGGGAAUCAAGCCAGUGUCUAAGGUGAUGAAAGGUCAUGCAGUGCCUCAUGCUGGAGUCCCUUUCCAGCCAAUACUGAAUCAUAAAAGUACAAUUCCUGAACCAUUCACUUUUGAUGAAAGGGACAAACUUGCCGUGGCAAAAAAGCAAGAGAAAAUAGAAGAAAUUUAUGAGGAGGAGAGGAAGAUGAGAGAAUUCCAUGCCCAGCCUUUACCUGUGGGAGAGGAUGCACUGCCUCUCAAGAAAACCAAACCAGCAACCAUCCCAGAACCAUUCCACCUGGAGGCUGACGAGAGAGGAGCCAAGAGACUGCAAGAAUUCAGUCAUAAGGUUGAAGAAGAAAACAAGCAGUUAAAGGCACAAGCCAAAUUUAAAGCCCACCCUGCCAAAGUAGUGCACAAAGAACCAUUCUGUCCACAAAAAUCUACCAAGCCUCUCACAGAUAUCAGUGGAUUUGAACUUAACACAGAACACAGGUCUCAAAAAAGAGAAAAUUUCGAAAUGUAUAAAAAGGCUAGAGAAGCACAACUUGAAGCAGCCAAGCGCGAGAUAGAGCGCCAAAAAGAGGAAGAAGAAAAGGCUGCCGUCGCUAAGAUGAGGGCAGAGGCCGUUCACAAAUCACAGCGAAUCAAACGAUACAAGUCAGUGGAGGUGCUACCAAGUGAUAGGCCUAUAACAAUAGCCGAGUCACCAAACUUUGAAACAGACCGUAGACUAAGGAGCAAAGUUGAUAGCCUCUCUCACAGCAAGUUUUGAUGGUUGAAAGGGUUCAUGUAAUUGUUGACUUAAUACAAUAUAUGUCCUGUAUGAUCCUCUCAAAAAUAGUAACAUAUUUGUUUGAAUUUUGAAUUGUUAUAAAAAAAAAAAUUCUCCAUACCUUAUGGUGUGUCAGAAAAUUUACUGUUUUAUUUCAUACACUGGAUUUUUAUCAUACUGUUUUUAAUUCAGGGAAAUAGUUUUUAACAUGUAAUUGACAAAAUGUUUGAAAGAUCUUAAUGCCAGUAUUAUUUGGUGAAGGCCUUCAUACUGUAAACUUGUGAUAAGCUAUAAAAUCUCUCCAUCCUGGUAAGAAAAAGCUUUCUCUCUCUCUUCUGUCUUUCUUACAAUCAUGUCUUACAGACAACUGCAGCUUGCCAGUCCAUUGUAAAACAGACAUGGCAAAAUACACUGUCCAAACUGUGCCUGUAAACUGUAUUAAUAUAUGUGCCCACAAAGCUAUGUAUCACAAAUGUUUUUCUAUUUUUUUUCUCCUUGUGAACUUCUAAGACUUGUUAAUUUCUAAUAGCUGUUUUUUAUCACGUUAAUUGUAUUUAUAAUAUUAUGUACAUGUAUCAUAUGCACAUACUAUAUUAUAAUUAUUCCUGGGGUUUUGUGUAUGAAAUGUCUUACAUUUUAUUUUAUUAUAUAAUGCUAGGAGCAUCUGGUAACAUGGUAAAGUGCCCCUGCACCAAGUGGAAGAAACAAUCCUAGAUAAUAUAUUUAGGGGUUACUUUCGACCAUAUUUUCAAUGCAUAGAAAAACAGAUGUUUCUCACUCUUUUAUGUUGAUUUUAUACAGUACUUGGUAAGAUGUCCCAAAUUAAGCUUCGGAUCUAAUAUGUUUGGAUGUCUAAGAUCUAUGGGGCAUCAUUAAUUUUUCUAUGUUUCUUAAUUUGUAUUUUCAUUUUUUAUUUACAUGUAUGUGCAUGAGAAACACACAUGCAAAUGAAUUACACAAUGUAUUUUUUAACAUUACAUGUAUCAUUCAUACUGUUGUAGAUUGAUAUUGUAGUUGUGAAAAUAAUACAUGAUUAUUGAAUAAAUGAGUGAAUAGAUA